AAACAUUUCCCCACAAAAGUAAUUUCCCAUUUCUGGUAGCUUGCGGAGCUUUAUCAUAUGUUGGUCAGUGUUCAAUGAGAAACCAUUCACACACACUCUCUGUCUGUCUCUCUCUCUCUCCCUCUCUCUCUCUCUGCCUUUCUGCAUUGCUGCAUUUGGUUUGAACUGGUUUUUGUCAAGUUGUUGCAGUUUGUGAUCGAUUCUUUUGUACCAGUCCUCAAAUGGGUUUGUGAGUUUUCUCACUUUUGGUUUCUGGGUUUCAAUAUUUUGUGCCAAAUUUUCAGUCUUUAGUGCUGGUUCUGCUUUAUGUGCUCAGUUCUGAAAUGGGUUUUUGAGAUUUUCAAUGUUGGGAUCUGGUUGCUGUGGAUUUACUGUUCAUAGUUGGAUUUCUGUUUUUUUUACUACUUCAGAAGUAAAAGUUUGAAGCUUGAGAGCAAAAAAUGGCUCCAAGCCUAAAUUUUUCAAGGUGGUGGGGAAAGGAGAGGACAAGUAAGGGAAAUCCAGUGGUGGUAACAAUGGAGAACCCUAAUUACUCAGUGCUGGAGAUAAACGGUCCAGAUGAAGUUUUCAGGCCAGUUGAUAAGGACAGAGGGAAGAAUGCUAGGCAAUUUACAUGGGCUUUGCUUCUAAAAGCCCACAAAGCUGUUGGCUUUGUUUCUUGGAUUGGAAACAUUGUUUGGUCAUUGCUUGGUUCAAUUAAAAAAAGAUUGAUUUUUGGGACCGUGGAGACUGAGAAAUCUGGAAAAGGGAGGAUUUUGUAUAGGGUUAUUAUGGUGUUCUUAAUGAUGGCUUUGGCUUUUCUGGCUUUUGAAUUGAUGGCUCACUUCAAGGGUUGGCAUUUGCAUAUCCCACAGAGUUUGGAGAUUAGAGGAUGGCUUCACUCGAUUUACUUUUCGUGGUUGGAGUUCCGGGCCGGCUACAUUGCUCCUGCAAUUCAGGGUUUGACUAACUUCUGUGUGGCUCUCUUCUUAAUCCAGUCCGCCGACCGGAUGCUGCUGUGUUUAGGUUGCUUCUGGAUCAAGUUUAAGAAGAUUAAGCCAAAGUUUGAAGUUCCAUUGAAGUCAGACGAUUUGGAAGCUCCAGGAUGCAAUUAUCCGAAAGUUCUUGUUCAAAUUCCUAUGUGUAAUGAGAGAGAGGUAUAUGAACAAUCUAUUUCAGCAGUCUGCCAACUCGAUUGGCCGAAAGAACGCUUGCUGAUUCAAGUUCUGGACGACUCUGAUGAUGAGAGCAUACAAUGGUUAAUCAAGGGGGAGGUAGCCAAGUGGAACCAAAGGGGUGUCAAUAUCAUCUAUCGCCAUCGUUUGGUCAGAACUGGUUACAAAGCUGGAAAUCUCAAGUCUGCAAUGAAUUGUGAUUAUGUCAAGGACUAUGAGUUUGUUGCAAUCUUUGAUGCCGAUUUCCAGCCAAACCCUGACUACCUCAAGCUCACAGUUCCCCAUUUUAAGGACAAUCCUGAGCUCGGGUUAGUUCAGGCUAGGUGGUCUUUUGUCAACACAGAUGAGAACUUGUUGACACGCCUCCAGAACAUUAAUUUGUGCUUCCACUUUGAGGUUGAACAGCAGGUUAAUGGGGUUUUCCUCAAUUUCUUUGGUUUCAAUGGUACUGCUGGAGUUUGGAGAAUCAAAGCACUUGAAGAAUCUGGAGGCUGGCUUGAGCGUACAACAGUAGAAGAUAUGGAUAUAGCAGUUCGUGCCCAUCUUUGUGGUUGGAAAUUCAUAUUCCUCAAUGAUGUCAAGGUACUUUGUGAGCUUCCAGAAUCUUAUGAAGCUUACAAAAAGCAACAACAUCGUUGGCAUUCUGGUCCCAUGCAUCUUUUCCGUUUGUGCCUUCCAGCAAUUAUUAGUUCUAAGAUGAAGUUCUGGAAGAAAGCAAACUUGAUACUACUAUUCUUUCUUCUUAGGAAGUUAAUUCUCCCAUUUUAUUCUUUCACAUUGUUCUGCAUAAUUCUUCCUCUGACAAUGUUUGUCCCCGAAGCCGAGCUAUCCAUGUGGGUUAUCUGCUAUGUGCCUGUAUUUAUGUCAUUCAUGAACAUUCUUCCUUCCCUUAGAUCUUUCCCCUUCAUUGUCCCUUACCUCCUGUUCGAAAACACAAUGUCCGUGACCAAAUUCAACGCUAUGGUUUCCGGUUUGUUCAAGUUGGGGAGCUCGUACGAAUGGGUUGUCACCAAGAAGGCAGGUCGGUCAUCGGAGCCGGACCUGCUAGAAUUAGAGGAGAGGGAAACAAAGGCCAUGAUUCAUCCACAACUCUACCGAGGAACAUCAGAUAGUGGCCUCUCGGAGCUCAACAAAUUAAAAGAGCAUCAAGAAGCUGCUCCGAAACCUCCUCCUGUGAAGAAACUGAACAAGAUAUACAAGAAAGAGCUAGCUCUGGCUUUCUUACUGCUUACUGCUGCACUUAGGAGCCUCCUAUCAGCACAAGGGGUACACUUUUACUUCCUUCUAUUCCAAGGUGUGUCAUUUUUACUGGUGGGUCUUGACCUAAUUGGUGAGCAGAUGAGCUAGAGAUUUGAGGUAAAAAAAAUCAUGGUAAAAGUUAAAAAUAAAGGGUGAAUAAGAGAAUGCUUGGUGUCCAAGACUGGAACAGGUGGAUGCAAAAUAGCUCAUUCUCAUUAAAAUUGCCCAUAUAGAUUCUUUUCUAGCUAUUUUUUUGUCCUUUUGAAUUUUUUUUUUGGUUUAUUUGUGACAUACGAAAAUUAUCGGUGAGUUCUAUUUCCAUAUAAGAAUGUAGGUUUUUUACAGUUUUAUCCUUUGUAUUGCUGCUUCUGUGUGGAGUGUUCUUGGAGGAGCCAGAUAGGUUUGUUAAUUGUUUGAACUUUCAGAUUUUACACAUGUAUAACUCUCUGUAUAUUGCAUUAGUUGAAUUGAUACUGCACUCUCUCUCUCUCUC
Molecule: messenger RNA, 2886 nt
Organism: Malus domestica (apple)
Lineage: Eukaryota; Viridiplantae; Streptophyta; Magnoliopsida; Rosales; Rosaceae
Product: probable xyloglucan glycosyltransferase 5
Cellular component (GO): Golgi apparatus
Molecular function (GO): glycosyltransferase activity
Source: RefSeq, a predicted model, not a curated record